AUGACAGCUACUCAGAAACACAACCUCUUCACUCCAGAACCCCACUACAUCCCUGGCUAUGCCGGUUUCUAUCCUCAACUGCGCUACCAGGUGGGAAACACCUAUGGCCGCACUACUGCACAGUUGCUCACAGAUCCCAGUGUACAGAAGAGCCCCUGCUCUGUUCUGUCACCUAUGUCCAAGCCCAAGUUCAUUGAGGACUUCAGCAAAUCCAAGCCACCAUGGAUGCCCUGCAGGGACCUGACAGAGCCUUACAUCCCCCACUAUACCAAUCUGAAACCCUACAAGAAUUUCGAGAUCCUGGGCAAGCUCCCACGCCAGGAGGUGGACACCCAGGGGAUGCCACAGGGAGAGAACAUAUCCAGACAUGUUCCACUACCUGCGGGCUUCAUGCCUUAUCCCCCCUACCCACCAUGCCCUCCAGGCAGAAAGGGGGAAGCUAGAGGCCUGGGCCAUCCAGGUCUGCUGCUGGCAUAUGGGGAAGAGGCUUGGAAGAAUGCAGCACCUCUUCAGGAGACCCCAGGGAGGUACCAGCAGCUAUACCACUGCAGGAGGGACGAGUACCUGCCUCCACAUCCCCCACAGGAGACACUAGAUGUGGGCAGAUACCAGCGACUGCCCCAGCUAGACCACCCCAACCUAAUCCAACGCAAGGCCAUCUCAGGUUAUGCUGGCUUUGUUCCCCGGUUUGCCUGGGUAAUGGGGAUGAAUUAUCGUGAUGGAGUCAUACAAGCGAUGGAUGACUUUGACAAGAACCAGUUUGUGUUCAAGCAUCCAGUCUGUUCGCUGGGUGAAAGGCUGCCCAAGACCCACUGGCCAACCACCACCAUCUACAGAAGCCAAGGCCUCAUUCCUUUCUACAUGGGCUUCAUCCCAUCCAUGCAGGACAACUAUGCAAUGACCUUCGGUAACAGCACCCGGAGAGCCUAUCAGAAGGAACUGGAGAGGCGCAGCCAGACACUAUGAAUUGCUUUAAUGGUGGUAUCUGUACAAGUGAUGUCAGGACACAGGACAGCAAAUGCACAGUGGACAUGGCUAGCAGACAAGCUGUGAAUGAAUAAAGAGUUCACACUGCUCCCAUGCUGUAGUGACUAAGACAGCUCUAAGCCACCUCCUCCUCAGCCUCCUCCUCAAACUCUCCCUCCUCCUCAGCUGUAGCAUCCUGGUACUGCUGGUACUCGGACACCAGGUCAUUCAUGUUGCUCUCAGCCUCGGUGAACUCCAUCUCAUCCAUGCCCUCGCCCGUGUACCAGUGUAGGAAGGCCUUGCGUCGGAACAUGGCUGUGAACUGCUCUGAGAUGCGUUUGAACAGCUCCUGAAUAGCCGUGCUGUUGCCAAUGAAGGUGGCGGACAUUUUUAGGCCCCGAGGUGGAAUGUCACAGACAGCUGUUUUCACGUUGUUGGGGAUCCACUCAACAAAGUAGCUGCUGUUCUUGUUUUGGACAUUAAGCAUCUGUUCGUCCACCUCCUUCAUAGACAUGCGGCCCCUGAACACGGCAGCCACUGUCAAGUAGCGCCCAUGGCGGGGAUCACAGGCAGCCAUCAUGUUCUUGGCAUCAAACAUCUGCUGGGUGAGCUCAGGAACUGUCAGGGCUCGGUACUGCUGGCUUCCCCGGCUGGUCAAGGGGGCAAAGCCAGGCAUGAAGAAGUGCAGGCGAGGGAAGGGCACCAUAUUUACAGCCAGUUUCCGCAGGUCAGCAUUUAGCUGGCCAGGGAAUCGUAGGCAAGUGGUUACCCCACUCAUGGUGGCGGACACUAGAUGGUUCAGGUCACCAUAAGUGGGUGUGGUCAGCUUUAGGGUUCUGAAGCAGAUGUCAUAGAGUGCUUCAUUAUCAAUACAAUAGGUCUCAUCUGUGUUUUCAACAAGCUGGUGGACUGAAAGGGUGGCAUUGUAGGGCUCAACCACUGUGUCCGACACCUUGGGGGAAGGGACCACACUGAAGGUGUUCAUGAUUCUGUCUGGGUACUCCUCCCGGAUCUUGCUGAUAAGGAGGGUACCCAUCCCAGACCCAGUCCCCCCACCCAGGGAGUGGGUCAGCUGGAAGCCUUGCAGGCAGUCACAGCUCUCAGCUUCCUUCCUCACAACGUCCAACACCGAGUCAACCAGCUCUGCACCUUCUGUGUAGUGCCCCUUGGCCCAGUUGUUCCCAGCCCCACUCUGACC
Molecule: messenger RNA, 2164 nt
Organism: Rattus rattus (black rat)
Lineage: Eukaryota; Metazoa; Chordata; Mammalia; Rodentia; Muridae
Gene: Cimip2a
Product: family with sequence similarity 166 member A
Exons: 7
Coding region: 1-966 (321 amino acids)
Source: RefSeq, a predicted model, not a curated record